Messenger RNA from Serendipita indica DSM 11827, 1326 nucleotides. NCBI's taxonomy places the organism in Eukaryota, Fungi, Basidiomycota, Agaricomycetes, Sebacinales, Serendipitaceae. The record is from the annotation of a GenBank genome assembly.
AUGGGAUUAUUGGACCCUGCAACGUCGGAUGGACGUGUAAUCUUCUUCUUGCCAUGGCAAGGGAACACCAUUGCCGGAACGACAGAUUCACCUGCACCUGUACGAAGAGAUCCGAGGCCAGAUGAAGAAGAUAUUCAAUGGAUAUUGGAAGAAGUCAAACGAUACCUCUCUCCGGAUAUCCAGGUCCGCCGCGGUGAUGUGCUCUCUGCAUGGGCAGGGUUGAGACCGUUGGUGUCGAAUCCAAACUCGACGUCGACUCAGGCGUUGGUACGGAAUCACUUGAUUCACGUCUCGCCUUCUGGAUUGGUCACUAUCGCUGGAGGAAAAUGGACGACGUACCGAGCUAUGGCAGAGGAGACGGUCGACGAAGCGAUCAAAGUCUUCAAUUUGCAACCAAAGGGCCCGUGUAGGACGAAAGAACUACAACUAUUGGGGAGCGAAAACUGGGGACCGAAUAUGUUCAUCAGUCUCAUACAGCGGUAUGGAUUGGAGACAGAGGUCGCUACACAUCUCUCGGAUAGCUAUGGUGAUCGUGCAUGGACAGUAUGCAGCUAUGCCGAACCGACUGGUUUGCGAUGGCCGCACUAUGGAAAGCGACUCAGCCGGUCGUAUCCUUACAUAGAAGCCGAGGUCCGGUACGCUGUUCACAAUGAAUACGCAAUGACUGCCGUCGACUUUUUGGCACGUCGAAGCCGACUUACGUUCCUCAACUCGAAUAUUGCGCUUGAUGUUCUUCCACGCGUGGUCGAGAUCAUGGGCGACGAAUUCGGGUGGUCCCAUCGUCGUCGCUCGCAAGAAAUUCGCAACGCUGAAUACUUUAUGGAGAGCAUGGGCGUUCCCUUUGGCGCUCGAAGAUACCGCGUCGGAUGGCGAGAAUGGAUCCACGAUCUCUGGGUGCGAAGCUCGUUUGGCGUAUUCGGUGGUGGUGGAACCGUGGCGGAUGGUGCAAAGAUUAUUGCGGGUGCAGUGAAGAAUGCGGCCAAGAUUAGUCGCGCGCAAUUUGAUCCUGGAGAAGUUGAUCGACUCUCGCGUUCGUUUUCCAAACGUGCCCAUGCCUCCCCGCCGCCUGUAGAAGCGAGCGUGCUUUCAGCAGAAGAGGUCACGAUGCUCGUGACAGAAAAGUUGGAUCUCGCAUGGUUGGAAGAGGCCGACGUUGAACGAGUGAUUUCGGAAGUAACCAAGGGACGCAAGUUUGUCAAUCAAGAAGAGUUUAUCCAUGUAUGCGCGACGCUCAAGGACUUGGCAGCAUCGCCGCCCCUCUCUCGGACGAACAUCCGCAAGGAGCGAAGAAGAAUACCGGUCGAGAAGAGCGGAGGAGGAGUUUAG